Molecule: messenger RNA, 1107 nt
Organism: Iphiclides podalirius (scarce swallowtail)
Lineage: Eukaryota; Metazoa; Arthropoda; Insecta; Lepidoptera; Papilionidae
Source: the annotation of a GenBank genome assembly
AUGGUCGACGCAGUGCUGACGUCACCGACUAGUUCGCCCUUACUACAGCUACUCGAGGACUAUUCUAAGCAAACGUUGAAACACUACAACAGGACGUUGGUGCAUCGAGGGGUGUGCGUAUCGCGUUGCGGCCAGGCCGCUGCAGAUGGAGAUUGGCGGGAGGCAGCACAGCUUUGCGUCAACCAGAGCGUCCUUCAAUAUGGACUUGAGGCCCGGGUGAUAUCAGCAGAUUGGUGUAGCUCGCCGAGCUCGGACCUGCCCAGCAGUUCUGGCAGGUUCCUGGCAGUGGUAUGUAUAGCACUGCUGGUCCUGGCGGUGCUGGCGACCGCCCUGCACAUCCUUGGCGAAUGUUGCACUACAGUCGAAGGCAAUAAAUAUCUUCUGGCGUUUUCGUUGAAACGCAACUGGGCUAUACUGAUGUACGACAGGUCCAAGCCACGCACUGACGAUCGCAUGAAGAACUUGACGUCCAUGGAGGGCAUCAGAUUCAUCGGGAUACAAUGUGUCAUCUUCUCACAUGUUCUUUGGAUCUAUGUGUACUCCUACAUAGACAAUCCGCAGUUUGUCGAAAAAAUGUACGACCAUCUGGGUUGGAAGCUAGUGUUGAACUCGCCGCUGUGGCUCCAAGCGUUCUUCUCGCUGUCGGGAUUCCUCACAGCCUACUCAGUGCUCGUCUGCUCGGAGACCAGCCCCUUCACCUUCGCCAAGUGCCUGCUCUCCAUUGCCAACAGAUGGAUCAGGUUGACGCCGGUGGCGGUUUUCGCGCUGUGGUUCACGAUGUCGUGGUUCCCACUGCUGGGCUCGGGGCCGCAGUGGGCCUGGCUGGUGGCCCGCGAGGCGCACGACUGCACCCAGCGCUGGUGGUACCACGUGCUGUACGCCCAUAACCACAUCCCGCUUGGCAAGAUGUGCAUGGGGCACACUUGGUACUUGGCGGUAGACAUGCAGCUCCACGUGGCACUGGCCCUAGCGCUGCCUCUGGUCCUCCGCUGGCGGCGGAUGGCGGCUCUCGCCUUCGCCGCAAUCGCCCUCGCCUCAAUCCUCGCCCCCGCCGCCGUCGCGUACCUCUCCCAGCUAACGCCCAUCAUAACCGCACAGCCACCGGAG